GAGAAAAACAAUACAUAAAUAAAUAUAUCGAUCAAUCAACUAAAUAAUCAAUAAAUAUCUAUAAAUUGAUAAAAAUGAUAAAUUUAACUUUAAAAAUAGUACUUUUGGUAGUAACAAUUACCUAAAUCAAUGGCUAAGGCUACAUUUAACUAUAAAAUUGUAUCAAAUACAAAUGUUCUAAUAUAAUUAGCUACAACGAAACAUAAGUAAUGCCUGGAUUUUAUUCUGAUUCUGAUAAAUUUAAUCAAUGUUAAGCAGAUAAUAAAAAUUGCUACAUUAAUAAAUUUAAAUACGUUUCUGACGCUUAGGAUUAAGGCAGAGCUCAAGAUUGCUACAAUAAUUGCUAUUAAAAAGACUCUUAUGAAAACGAUUACUUCAAAUUUUUCUUGGGUUGCUCAUGGGAUUGCGCAACAGAAGUAUACAAUAUCGAAAACAACUUUAAUAAAUUCAAAAUGAAUCCCGGAUAAAUUGCAAGCAUUUGCUUGAUAAUACUUUCCACCUUAAUGAUGGUUAUAAGAGGGACUUAAGUAUAUUACUCUAAAAAAGAAGUGAAAAUUAUUCCAAAAAAUUGAUUAAAACUGUAAUAAAAUUUAAUAAUAUUGUUUCAUAUGUUUGUUUGCAUAUAAAUACCUAUCUAUUCAUUUACUUUACUUACGAAAUUAAAAAAAAUUCUACUUUU
This is a messenger RNA of Tetrahymena thermophila SB210, 679 nucleotides long. Its product is annotated as transmembrane protein, putative. The record is from RefSeq and is a predicted model, not a curated record. The transcript has a single exon. Lineage: Eukaryota; Ciliophora; Oligohymenophorea; Hymenostomatida; Tetrahymenidae.